AGGAAAGAAAUAUAAAGAAAAAGCUGACCUUACUGGGACAAAUCGGGUGGAAGAAACAGCUUCUGGUCAAUCCAUUUUUCGGAAUGAGUCAAACAAAACAUCACCGAAUAUCGAAGGUUCCACGUCAACCAGAACAUCAUCUGUGACUCAAGGUUCUAAUUCUGAAAGAAUAACUAUCCCUCCCCUAAAAAGACAAAAAGCCCUUUCCUUUGCCGAUGAACCAGUUGGUAAUCCUCUACCACCUACAGAUAAAGAAUCUUCCAUUAGUGUUUCACAACAAGAUGAUGAUGAAUUAUUAUGUUUGUCCCAAGAAUCCUUCCUUUCAAGAACUUCAGGGCAAUCACGCGAUUCCUUUUCUAUGAGCUUAGAUGAAGGGCUUUCUAAUUACUCUUCCACAGAAAAAACAAGUUUGACAACCGAUGAAUUUAAUUAUACCAUAAAAUUAUUGGACCAAAGGAUCAAUGCUUUGUACCAAUUGUGUCGGUUUAUAGUAACCAAACAGAAAGAAACGUCUAAAAAUAUUAAAAAACUUCUUGCAUUUGAUGAGCUUUCUGACAGUUUCUGGAAUAAGGCAUACAAAGAAGUUGCAAAAGAACUAAUACCGAAAAUUUUAUAUCCUUCUACAAAAGAAUAUAGAAUUGCUUUGGAAAGAUAUUUAAAUGACCACGCUAAUCAUUUUAUUGGUUCAAUUGGAAGAAAUGCCUGGAUCUCUUACUUUACAGAGAAACUUUUGCCCGAAGUAAAAAAUAAAUGCCGCAUUAAAAGAAAUGAUUUAGCCUCCGCCAUCCGCAGCGCUGUUUUUACUGUCUUUAGCGAAGAACAGCUUGAGAUGGUGGAUAAUACUAUGCCCUCUGCGAAACUUGCCGAGUGGAAGACUUCCGAGAAAACUCGUGCUGCUUAUAAUUUGCUUUUUGAAAAUAACGAAUUGAUCAUCUCUAUUUGUUACUCAGCUUUUAAACAAUUCCACGGCAAAAAUCUUUCUCCAAUGCAUUGUGCCUAUACUAUGGCAAUUUGCGAUAUUUUGCUAAAUCCCAAAAGUUCUAGUAUAAAAUGCUCUGAUAAAGCAAUUACAAGACGAGUUCGUGCCUUUAUGAAACCCCAAAUCGAAGUCACGAGAAUAGAUCAUCCAACACUUUGCCAUAAACAGAAAGUCUAUGCUAGUAUAAAUAGAAAAUUUGUGCGAAUACGCAAUUUGGAGUACUUACCUGACAUUCGAAUGGUUAGUAGUGAAGAUCCAGAAGGUUGUGGUCGUAAGGUCAAUCUUGGUGAUGUGCCAAAGAGAAACACUAGUGGAACGAACAAUCUCAGAUUUCGUUAUAAUGAGGGAAUAGACGUUAAAAAGGAUGAAUGCAAGGCAUUUCAUGAGGGAAGGAAAUAA
Molecule: messenger RNA, 1378 nt
Organism: Dentiscutata heterogama
Lineage: Eukaryota; Fungi; Glomeromycota; Glomeromycetes; Diversisporales; Gigasporaceae
Source: the annotation of a GenBank genome assembly